This is a messenger RNA of Chrysoperla carnea, 1393 nucleotides long. RefSeq lists its product as uncharacterized. The transcript has 5 exons. The record is from RefSeq and is a predicted model, not a curated record. Gene Ontology annotation, molecular function: sequence-specific DNA binding. Bases 185 to 1057 code for a protein of 290 amino acids. NCBI's taxonomy places the organism in Eukaryota, Metazoa, Arthropoda, Insecta, Neuroptera, Chrysopidae.
UUUUUAACCGGCUAAAAAAGAGAUCGAAAAAAAAGUCGUUCUUCUCUCUUUGUCUCGCAGCCUGGCAACGCGAAAAUAUUUAAAAAUAUUAACAUGUACAUACAUACAAACGUAACCUAAAAUGUCACAAAAAUUAUUAAAUAAAAUUCUGUUAUUAUCUCUAUGAAAGUCUGUCGUCGGAAAAAUGGGCAAACGUUGCUGUUUCUGUGGUACUAAAAAAGAGCACCAUCCGAAAAGAAAACACGAAUUACCUAGUGACGAAAAAGUACGGGAAAAAUGGAUAAAAGCUCUCGGGUUGACCACGAGCGAUCUCGCUUUAAGAAAAAAAAAUUAUGUAUGUAGUGAUCAUUUUCGUCCUGAAGAUUACGAAUAUUUUGGAGGUCAUUUGAAAAAACAAAGUGUUCCAAACAAAAAUCUAGCCUACGAAGAAUCUGCAUCCUAUUCGCUGUAUAAUUUUGUGCAGGAAAACUACUCAGUCAAGAGUUUGGGAGGAGUUUCGUUGGAACAGGAUAAACUCCGUGAUGAUUCUGACAUUUUUGCUGAUUCUAGGAGCGAGGGCAAUAACCAGAUUCAUAAUCAGUCCGGAAACGAAAGUGGCACCGAUUUCUGCAUCGUCGGAGGAGUGGAAUCCGUACUCGAAGUGAUUUUAUGUGAAAAAGAGUCUUCAUCCUUCGAAUUUCCAGAUCAGAAAGAAACGCCUGCGUUGGCAGAGGAUUUGGACAGCAUUUUGGAAGACUCGAAAACUCCGGCAGCUACAAAAGGCCAUAAGAACGACAAGGAAGUCUCGAAAAAAAAUACCGAAAUUGUCAGAUUUAACUUUCGGAGAUCAGAAUUUUCGAGUCAAAUGUCUUUUGAAAAAUUUCAAAAGUAUAUUUCACAACUCAAGAAAAAACUUCAUUCAACCCGAGUAUCUAAGUCUGCAAUGGCGCAAGAAAUUGCCAAAUUGAGAAAUUCUCUCAAAGAAACCCAACAAAAAUUGAAGGAUGCUGAAAUCGAGAUGGAGAAUUUGUCAAAAAACAGCGGUAGGGAAAAACGACACCUUUUUCACCGCAGUUGAAAACUUUUGCCCGAUCAGUACACUACUCAUCACCCGAGGUGUAUAGAGAAAUUCGACUUAUAGAAAAGAUUGCUUCCUGCCUUUUUUACAAGUGAGGAAGUGUUGGAGUAUGGAACACUAUCUAAGACUGGCAUCCAUGAAAAGGUGUUAUGGUUCGAUCGUAAGGCAAAUGAACAACAACUGUUGAAAGGAAAACGGUUGGGGAUCGGUUACAAAGAGUAUGUUUAGUAGAAAAUGUUUCCCUCAAGUGAUUUCUUCGCAUUAAAUCAGAUAUAACUGGGAUAAAUCAAAAGAAUAUCCUUAUUUCGAAUUUCUAUAUUAACGAACAUAAUAUAU